Messenger RNA from Penicillium lagena, 1503 nucleotides. Its product is annotated as putative MFS transporter. The record is from RefSeq and is a predicted model, not a curated record. The coding region runs from base 1 to 1503 and encodes 500 amino acids. The transcript has 5 exons. Gene Ontology annotation, biological process: transmembrane transport. Gene Ontology annotation, molecular function: transmembrane transporter activity. NCBI's taxonomy places the organism in Eukaryota, Fungi, Ascomycota, Eurotiomycetes, Eurotiales, Aspergillaceae.
AUGACGCACCAUCAUCUUCAACUCAUUCCAUUCCCAACCAAUGAUCCAAAAGAUCCCUUACGCUGGCCGUUUGGCCUCAAGAUCGCAGCCAUCGUGGUGACAUCUCUGCACAACUUUGUCUCCAACAUGGGAGGAUCUGGCAUCUCUGUUGCCCUCCCCCUCCUCAUGGAGGAGUUUCACAAGUCCCAGUCUGAGGCAACCCAAGUUCUGACUUUUAACUUCCUCUUUCUCGGCAUUGGAAACAUCUUUUGGGUGCCAAUUGCUAUGAAAUUUGGCAAACGCGCCUCCCUCCUUUCGUCAAUGGCGAUGCAGGCAGGGAUGUUGGCCUGGAGCGCGGCGACAACAUCAUUCGACAGCCUGGUCGUUGCCAGAUGCUUGCUGGGGUUUGCUGCCGCAGCCGGCGAGAGCAUUGUUCCCGAAAUCGUGGCCGAUACUACCUUUGUUCAUCAGCGCGGAGCCAUGAUGUCCAUUUACGUUGUGCUCAUCUCUGGGGGAAGUGCAGUCGGUCCACUCAUUGCCGGCUUCAUGACCACAUUGACUGCCGACACGUGGCGCUCCUUUUUAUGGCUCUGCUGUGGCCUGGCGAUCUUCAAUCUGAUCUUGAUAUUCUUCUUGUUUCCUGAAUCCAACUUCUCCCGCCCCGAGCUCGACUUGACCACCAAUCAGCUGGAGACGUUGCAGAACCGGACAAGAUUUAAGGAAGGCAAGCCUGAGGAGGAGUUUUGUGAGGACACGAAAUCAGUUCGCUCAGCAUCAGAUGAUUACACCAUCUACACCCCCUCCGCGCGGGAGAUCCUGCCGCCUGUCUCGUACGACCGAGAUGUUAAUCUCCUGAAAGCCAUGAUAGACCCGCUCAAGCUCCUGGUCCAUCCGUCUGUAUUGUGGGGGAUUUUCACUUACACCAUCACACUGAGCCCCCAGGUAAUCCUGAUCUUCACCAUGUCUCCUCUCCUCCUAGCCCCUCCCUACCUCUUCUCGACAGAAUCUGUGGGCUUGAUGCAAAUUGCAGCCAUGAUUGGUUUUGUGGUUGCUUGCUAUGGUGGUGGCGGUCUGUCUGAUGUAAUCACUGGCUACAUCGUCCGCCACUCCUCCAGCCAGAAAAUCUGGCCAGAGCAGCGCCUGAUCUCCCUCAUUCCCGGCAUGGCCUUUGGCCCUGCGGGGUGUAUUCUACUUGCUUUUGCUUGUGACAACCAGCUCCACUGGAGUGCUAUUGCCGUUGGUUUCGGUCUGCUUUCCUUCGGAUCAGUCUACACGCCUAACAUUGCCAUCACAUAUAUUGUUCACCGCCAUCAAAGAGACGCGGCCAAAUCUCUUGUCUUGAUCAAUGUAUUCAAAAAUCUGAUCACAUUCAUCUUCCUAUAUGUGGCGGUCGACUGGGCCAACAAAAGCGGUUAUGUUCAGGUGUACAUGAUCAUGUUCAUGCUGAAUGUCCUGGUCCUUAUUUUUGCCGUGCCAUUGUAUUUCUUCGAUGCCAAGAAACGACGGAAUGUGGAAGACUACUAA